AAAAAAUUUUCAUUUUGAAUAAUAAUAAUGUCAUCUGUAAAAGUAGCCGUACGUGUACGGCCAUUUAAUAAACGUGAAAUUGGAUAUGGAUGUAAAAAUAUCAUUUCAAUGUCUGCUAAAACGACAACAAUAUUGAAUCCAAAAAUUGAAAAUCAAUUGAAAACAUUUACAUAUGAUUAUUCAUAUUGGUCACAUGAACCGAAUGAUCCGAAUUUUAUUGAUCAAUGGAAAGUAUAUAAAGAUAUUGGUGAAGAAAUGUUACAGCAUGCAUUUGAAGGUUAUAAUGUUUGUAUAUUUGCAUAUGGACAAACCGGUGCCGGUAAAUCAUAUACAAUGAUGGGUGCACGUGAUGAAGAAGGUAUUAUACCACAUCUUUGUCGUGAUCUAUUUGAUCGUAUCACUAGCGAUGAUCAACAAGAUGAUGAUGAUGAUGAGAAUGAAACAAUGUAUUCAGUUGAAGUAUCCUAUAUGGAAAUCUAUUGUGAACGUGUACGUGAUUUAUUGAAUCCAAAAAAUAAAGGACCAUUACGUGUUCGUGAACAUCCAGUGCUUGGACCAUAUGUUGAAGAUUUAAGUAAAUUGGCCGUUACAUCAUAUGAAGAUAUACAUGAAAUUAUUGAUGAAGGAAAUAAAGCACGUACAGUUGCGGCUACAAAUAUGAAUGAAACAUCAUCAAGAUCGCAUGCUGUAUUCACAAUAAUAUUGACGCAAAUGAAACAAGAUCAAAUGACUGGAUUAUGUUCGGAGAAAGUAUCGAAAAUAUCAUUAGUUGAUUUAGCCGGUUCAGAACGUGCUGAUUCAACCGGUGCACAAGGUACACGGCUAAAAGAAGGUGCCAAUAUAAAUAAAUCAUUGACAACAUUGGGUAAAGUUAUCUCCGCUUUAGCUGAAUUGUCAUCACAAGAUCCAGCCAAGAAAAAGAAAUCAAAGAAAACCGAUUUUAUACCAUAUCGUGAUUCCGUUCUUACAUGGUUAUUACGUGAAAAUCUAGGCGGUAAUUCAAAAACGGCAAUGAUUGCUGCCAUAUCACCAGCUGAUAUUAAUUAUGAAGAAACAUUAUCAACAUUACGUUAUGCAGAUCGUGCUAAACAAAUAAUGUGUGCGGCCAUUAUAAAUGAAGAUGCAAAUGCAAAACUGAUACGUGAACUUCGUGAUGAAAUUGCUCGGCUUAAAAAUAUCUUACGAGCUGAAGGUAUUGAAUUGGAAAAAUCAAUGAUCAUGAUCACCAGCGAUGAUAAUCAACAACAUCAUCAUAAUCUUCAAAAACAACAACAACUACUACAACUACAACAACACGAUGAUAAUAAUCAAGCUGAUGAUCGAAUUAAUAAUAAUGAUAUCUUUGAUAAUAAUGAUCAUCAUCAAACAACUACUGUUGAUCAUCAAAUUGAUAAUCAUCAUGGUCAUCCAAAAUUGACACGUGGUUCAAUGUCGGUAACCGGUGAAAAUGUGAUUGAACAAUUACAUGAAACAGAAAAACUCAUGUCUGAAUUGAAUGCAACAUGGGAAGAAAAAUUGAAACGUACCGAAGAGAUUCGUGCACAACGUGAAGCUGUAUUGGCUGAAAUGGGUGUUGCAAGACGUGCUGAUGGUGAUGCUGUUGGCGUUUUCUCACCAAUCAAUACACCACAUCUUUUGAAUCUAAAUGAAGAUCCAUUAAUGUCUGAAUGUUUGCUGUAUUAUCUGAAAGAUGGUGAAACACGUGUUGGACAAGAUGGUGCACGUAUUGCUCAGGAUAUUCGUUUGUCUGGAACAAAUAUUCUUGUUGAACAUUGUAUAUUUGAAAAUCGAAAUGGUACAGUAACAUUGAUUCCAUGUUCAACAGAAGCUCUAUGUUUUGUUAAUGGUCGAAGAGUAGAAACCGAUCAAGAAUUACGUACUGGUGCACGAGUUAUCCUGGGAAAAUAUCAUGUCUUCCGUUUUCAACAUCCAGGUCAAGUUCGUGAAUCUAGAUCAAAAGAUCCAAUACAAGACAACAAUUUGAUAACAACAACAUAUAGUAAGCAGCAGCAGCAACAACAACAACAACAGCAAGCUGUAGAUUGGACAUUUGCACAAAUGGAAUUGCUAGAAAAACAAGGUAUUGAUUUGAAAUUAGAAAGAAAAAAAUUAUUACAACUUGAAGAACAAUAUCGACGUGAAAAAGCUGAAGCUGAUUUAACAUUUGAAGAAGCGAGAAAAAAUUAUGAACAAACAAUUGAACGACUGCAGAAACAGGUGGAUGAACAAUCAAUGACCAUGUCACAAAUGUUUUCAUCAAUGCAUCAUUCUGGACAUUAUCGAUUCGGUGGUGAUAAUAGUAGCGUAAGCGGUUGCGAUGAUGAUGAUGAAUGUUCUGAAGCUGAACAUCGACGUCUAUUUCCAGAAUCGGAUUCAAUAUUUUUCCAGAUGGAAUGUGAAACACCAUUAACAUGGUGGCAAGAAUCUGUGGCCCGUAAAGCGUCAUUAAAAUGGCGUUUUCAUCAAUUCACAUCAUUACGUGAUGAUUUAUGGGGCAAUGCUAUAUUCUUGAAAGAAGCAAAUGCAAUGUCCGUAGAAUUGAAAAAACGUGUUCAAUUUCAAUUUGUUAUACUCACGGAUACAAUAUAUUCACCAUUACAUCCGGAUUUAUUGGCCGAUUAUCGUGAUCAAUUUCAAAAUCAAAAAAGUUCCUUAGAUCUGCACUCAGAUUCUGGUGUGGCUAUCACUGCAGCUACCACCACCACCACCACCACGUGUUCCACAACGAAUGAUAAUCCAUUUCCACGAACAAUUGUUGCUGUUGAAGUGAAAGAUCAAAAAAAUGGUGCCACACAUUAUUGGUCAUUGUGUAAAUUAAGAAAACGUUUAGAAUUAAUGCGUCAAGUAUAUGCAAAAUAUGCUGAAGAAUAUUCAGCAACAAUUGCUGCCGCUUCUGCUAAUGCAACUGUUUCUUCUUCAUCUACCACAACUGGUAGUUUGCAACAUUCAUCGUUAUCAUCAUCAUCACAUUUGAAUGGAACGAUACCAUCAAAUUCAACCAACAGUGGUGGUGGUACUGGUGUUACUAUUUACCAUGCAAACAGUAUCAAAAAUGGAACAGUAGAAACAGAAACAAGUGAUCCAUUUUAUGAUCGUUUUCCUUGGUUUCGUUUUAUUGGUCGUGGCUUGAUGUUUGUACAGAAUCUAUUAGAACAAUGUUCAAUUACACAAUGUAUAUCGAUUGCAAAUGAAAAAGGUGAUGUAAUGGGCUAUUUAAAAGUGUCCAUACAACCGAUAACAGAAGAAGAUUUAGCAACAGCAAUCGAUUCGGGUAAAUCACCAAAAACACAACAACAUGCUAGGAUUGAUUUCGUCGAUGAUGAUGUACAAUUGAUGGAGAUAAUUGAACGUGGCCGAUUACAACGACAAUUAUCGCGAUUAAUAUCCAAAACAAAUGAAAAAAAUGCAAAAUUAUCAUCAUCAUCAUCAUCAGGAGUUCAUAAAGAAGAAGAAAAAGAAACGGAAGACGAAAACGAUACGGAUGGAAAAAACCUAAGAAAUGAUUCCAUCAUGAUUCCUGUUCAUUUAAAAUUGAAUGAAGAUUUUAUGUUUCGUGUUUCUAUCAUUCAACUUUAUGGGCUAUCCAAAUCAUAUGCUGAUGUUUUUUGUCAAUUUAAUUUUCGUCAUCUUUCACAGGAAGCAUUUUCAACGGAAUCGGUAAAAAAUACUGCAGGUAAAAAUGGUCGUUCAGCUGGUUUUUAUUGGUCACAAAACAUAUCGGUACGUGUAACACGUGCAUUCAUCGAAUACCUGAGGCAAGAACCGAUAAUUUUCGAAUUAUAUGGCCACUAUCAACAUCAUCCAUUACAUCGGGAAGCAAUAUUUGGCGUUGAUGCUGCUGGUAACGUCGGUAGUAAUAAUUGGCCAUUUCGAAACAACAAUACUGCUGGAAACAAUAAUCAAACAUCUAGUAUGAAUCAAAAUCAACUUGGAUUACCACGUCCACCACCUAAACGAAUGCAAUUAACAUCAUAUCUACCAAUGUCAACACCGAUACGUUCACCACGAUUUACACCUGGUUUGGUAAAUGAAUGGCAAAUCAUGGCUUCUCGGGUUACAUCAGCAUCUACGUCAUUGGUACAUUCAAAAGUUGAUUUAAUUGUUUGGAUUGAAGUAUGUGAACUGACACCAGAUGGUCAAUAUCUACCGGUAGUUGUUGAUCAUAAUGAUGAUACACCAUGUCGUGGAACAUUUCUACUACAUCAAGGAAUUCAACGACGUAUUCGUGUUACUAUUAUGCAUCAUCCAGAUUUUGAUGUUCAUUUUCGUGAUCUUCGUGAACUGGUUAUUGGUCGUGUUCGUACCCAUUUGGAUUGUUCAGAUUUUGAUGAUGAAAAUGAUUCAUCCGUUUUAUCAUUAUCAUUAUUUUUUUCCGAACAUUUGGAACAAUUGGAAGAUGGUCGUGUACGUUUUCGUUAUGAGGCAGCAUGGGAUAGUUCACUGCAUAAUUCUUUACUGUUGAAUCGUGUAACACCUGGUGGUGAACGUGUUUAUCUUACAAUGUCAGCAUAUUUGGAUCUAGAACGUUGUAGUCAACCGGGAAUUCUCACUAAAGAUUUAUGUGUCAUGAUUUAUGGUCGUGAUUCACGUACAAUUCCAUCAUUAUUAACCGGUGGUUCACAUGGUUCCGGACUUUCGACACGUGUAUUGAAAAAUAUACUAACCGGUUCCUAUAAGAAUGCUGAAUUGAAUCAUAUAAUGGCUAUAUUUGAAUUAGUAUUACGACGAUCAUUAGAAGCUGGUUCACCAGGAGUACAACGUCGUCAACGACGUGUAUUGGAUACAUCAACAAUGUAUGUACGUGGACAAGAAAAUCUUGGUGGUUGGCAACCACGUGGUGAUUCUUUGAUUUUCGAUCAUCAAUGGGAAUUGGAAAAAUUAUAUCGAUUAGAAAUGGUUGAACGUUGUCGUCAUCGACUAUUGAUUCGUACAGCUAAAUCAACGGCAUUACAAAAAUCAUUUGAUGAAGAUGAAUUAAAUGAUUUACCUGGUAAAACAAUUCGUUCAUCAAUGACAUCGGGUAUGAUGAGAACAAGUGCAUCACGUUUAAGUUUAGCUGCAUUGGCCAAUUCAAAUCUAUCAGUUGCAAGUGGUAGUACAACUCAGGCUCUUAUAUCACCUGUAACAACUGCAGAUGUUGGUUUAUCAUCGAAUUCAGCUUUGACAGCUUCUACCCGCGCAUCGUCAACAGCAGCAGCCAUUCCACGGUCAUCAACAUUUUCAGCAGGAAUCGAAACACUUUUGGAACGAGAAAAAGUUGAAGAAUUUCGCACCGAUAAUGAUCGCAACCUCGUGGCUAAAUGUAUUAAAUUAAUACAAUUUCAUAUACCAUCACAACCGGCACCAAUAUUUCAGACACCACCACCACCACCAGGUUCAUCAACUAAUCUAUUACGGACACCAACCGAAUAUUUUCCCGGAUCAAAUGUAUCAACACCAGAUGGCGGUGGUGUUACACCUGACAUAUCAGGUUUAGCUGUUGAAUCUUGGUUUGAACAUGAAAAAUUAUCAUUCACAGUUGCCGCCAAUCAUUCACAACAUUAUCAUCAUCAACAACAACAGCAGCAGCAGCAACAAUCAACAUCGAUACAUAGCCAUAGUAAUAGUCCAAUGGGUGAUAUAUCACCAUCAUCAUCUUCGACUAAUAAUAAUUUAUUCGUACCGGAAAUUGAAGAAGUUCGCGUCUCGUCUAUUAUAUCGAAAAAAGGUUAUAUUAGCUGUUUGAUGGCAAGUGAAUAUUCAUCAUCCACAACGAAUCAACCACAACAACAACAACAACAGCCAACACAAUGGCAAAAACAAUGGAUAGUUGUACGUAGGCCAUACAUGUUUAUAUAUCGUGAUGAUAAAGAUCCUGUUGAACGAUCGGUUAUAAAUCUAACACAAGCACGUGUUGAAUGUUCUGAACAGCAGCGACAAAUGUUAUGUGUUGAGAAUGCAUUCUCAGUAGUCACUCGUCAUGCUGGUUAUCUAUUUCGUACAACAACAGCACGUGAAAUGUAUAAUUGGCUUUAUUCCAUAAAUCCACUUUAUGCUGGACAAUUAAUGUGUGAAUGGGCACGUGCACAUCAUGCCGCUACUACCACAAAUAAUUUGGAACAAAAUUUUCAACUUGCAAAUCCACCAUCACCAUCCACAACCAAACAACAGCAACAAAAUGAUAGUUCUGGAUCGUUUAACGAUAAUUCAGAGAAAAGUCAACUUCAAAAUUCAUCAUUAUCAACGAAAGGUGUGGAAAUUUAUAAAAAUUUUUGUUCAGAACAACAACAAGAAUCGACAACCACAAAUCAACAACAACAACAACAACAUCAUUGUAAUAUUAGUAGCCAAUAA
Dermatophagoides farinae (American house dust mite) is the source of this 6333-nucleotide messenger RNA. The record is from RefSeq and is a predicted model, not a curated record. NCBI's taxonomy places the organism in Eukaryota, Metazoa, Arthropoda, Arachnida, Sarcoptiformes, Pyroglyphidae.